This is a messenger RNA of Darwinula stevensoni, 630 nucleotides long. NCBI's taxonomy places the organism in Eukaryota, Metazoa, Arthropoda, Ostracoda, Podocopida, Darwinulidae. The record is from the annotation of a GenBank genome assembly.
AUGCAUGAUUGUGGUGCUACCAUGCAUCCGAAUGCUAAUAAUGUGCGUGCUAAAUUCCAAAAAGAAGGAGCAACUGGGCAGGAUAUUCAACGAGAGAAUGACCAAGUCAAGAAGUCUGCAAUUUACAAGCUGGCGAGGGAAAAGGAGCGAGAGGACGAGGUGAAGCCCUUGACGAAGUUGGAGGGAAAGGACGAGGCGACGAUCAGACAACUCCAAGAACAGCUCGAAAGUUUGCAGCGCAAACAUCAUAUCGAAAAGGCGCAGCUUCAAGAGCAGCUCGAAAGUUUGCAGCGCGAAAAUCAUAUUGGAAAAACGCAGCUUCAAGAGCAGCUCGAAAGUUUGCAGCCCAAACAUCAUAUCGAAAAGACGCAGCUUCAAGAGCAGCUCAAAAAGCAAAACGAAGAAAUACAACGCUUAAAGACAAAGAACAGCCACCUCAUGAAAAUCACAGAACAAUUCAUCAAUGAAAACUCUGUGGCCUCGGCCAUUUAUCCCAACAAAUCUGGACUGUCAUACGAUUUCAUGGAACUCAACAUUCGUUAUGACGAGGAAAAGAAUCAGCAGCUGGAUAUGACAUUAGAUGUAGGCAAGUUGCUCUUGGACGCCCAUGCAUUCGCCUUCCGUCAUUAA